Diabrotica virgifera virgifera (western corn rootworm) is the source of this 537-nucleotide messenger RNA. RefSeq lists its product as uncharacterized. The record is from RefSeq and is a predicted model, not a curated record. The transcript has a single exon. NCBI's taxonomy places the organism in Eukaryota, Metazoa, Arthropoda, Insecta, Coleoptera, Chrysomelidae. The coding region runs from base 1 to 537 and encodes 178 amino acids.
AUGGCAGUAGUAGAUGCAAAUGAUUCAUUUUUGUUUGCCAACGUCGGUUGUCAAGGAAGGAUUUCAGAUGGAAGUGUAUUUAAAAACACGGAUUUAAGCAAUAACCUAGAAAAUCAAACUUUAAACCUUCCACCACCAACCCUUUUGCCAGGACAAAUUGAAGAAACACCAAAUGUUUUUGUUGCUGAUGAUGCAUUUCCGCUUCAUUUCAAUAUAAUGAAGCCCUACCCUGGGAUACACUUAAAAGGCUCACCUAAACGUGCAUAUAAUUAUAGAAUAUGCAGAGCACGUCGCAUUGUAGACAAUGCUUUCGGGAUUUUGUCAUCAGUAUUUCGAGCUUUAAGAAAACAACUCUUACUUGAACCACAAAAAGCUAUAUCCAUAACAUUAGCAUGUGUUUACCUUCAUAAUUUUUUAAGGAAAAGCAAACAAUCAAUGAAAUUAUACUGUCCAGAUGGCACAUUCGAUACUGAAGUAGAUGGAACUGGAAAUGUUAUUGAAGGAAUGUGGAGAAAAAAUGCAGGAAAUCAAACUUAA